Messenger RNA from Rotaria sordida, 1377 nucleotides. NCBI's taxonomy places the organism in Eukaryota, Metazoa, Rotifera, Eurotatoria, Philodinida, Philodinidae. The record is from the annotation of a GenBank genome assembly.
AUGGUGAAAUUAUUACAAUACUGUAAUUUAAAAUUAAUAAUUUUGUUUUUAUUUGGAUAUAUUUUAAUAAAUUUUUUUGCAUCAUAUAAAUCUUUUCCUAAAACAAAUAAUUAUGAUAAAAUAAUACAUAAUGAAAAUGGACAACAAUCAAUUUGGACAUAUGAAAUGAAACUUUUCUGUUUUAAAAUUCAACAAUAUAUUGAUAAUGAGAAAAAAGAUAAAUUAUCGAAUUUAUUAUUUAAACGUAACAUUUCAAUUAUAUCACCAAAUUUAAACAAAUAUACUAAACAACAAUCUAGAGAAAUUUCUUAUUAUUAUUCUAAUUGGCGUUCUUCACCUGAUUUACCUCGUCGACUUACUCCAUGUGAUCAUCAAUUAUAUAUAGAACUACUUCGUAUUCUUGAUCAUUUCUUUCGUCGACAUAGUAUCUCAUAUAUGAUGAUAGAUGGAACAUUAUUAGGUAGUUAUACAAAUCAUGAUUUUUUACCAUGGGAUGAUGAUGUUGAUUUACGUGUAUUAAUGCGUGAUCGUUCACGUAUGUAUACUCUUCUUCAUCAAGAAUUUGAACAUACUAUUAGAAUAUUAAAUAUUUCAAAUGAAUUUGGACGUUAUGAUAUAUUAUAUUUUCCUUGGUCACCAAAAGCUGGUAUAUACAAUUGGUCAUAUCCUAAUGUUCACAUUACUUAUUUAGACGAAAAUUCUACACAUGUUUGGAGAGAAUAUAAUGAUAACUAUUCGAUUCAUGAUUGUUCUAUUUCUAAACUUGAUAUAUUUCCACUUGUUUGGCGUCCAUUUGGUCAAAUAUGGUUACCUGCUCCUCGAGAACCUUUAGUCAUUUUUGAAUUACUUCAAUGGAAAUCAUUUGAUAAAUUAUAUUAUGCCAAAAAUUAUUCACAUAAAUAUGAACGAGCAAUACCAUUUAUAGAUGGUCGUGCACGAUUACAUCAACUUUAUCCAUAUUAUCCUUGGCAUAAAUCAAAACCACGUAUUAACAAUGGUCGUCGAACAACAGAAGAAGUAUCAACAUUAAAUGACAGUAAUCAUACGUCGAUAAAUGAUAACGAUAUUUCUUCAAGUAGUAUACAUUUUGUUGAAGAAUUCGUACCCGAACGUUAUUUAGUUUUACUUACCGAACAAAUGACUGAAAUGCUUUUUCGUUUAAUGACUUGUAAUGAAACAUCAGUAAUAAUGUCUGAAUGUGGAUUUGAUCAUCGAAUGUCAUUAGGUAUUAGUACUGGUAGUGGUAACAUAUCAACACCAAGUUCAAAUUCUACCAAUGGUCGAUCUUCAUUGCAAUUACAAUCAAUGUAUCAAUCUUGUAUUAAAUGCAAAAGAAAAAUGUUGACUAUUGAAGAAUUUCGUGAAUUACACAGUUAG